This is a messenger RNA of Lates calcarifer (barramundi perch), 2130 nucleotides long. It is a transcript of the gene calr3b, whose product is annotated as calreticulin 3b. The record is from RefSeq and is a predicted model, not a curated record. Gene Ontology annotation, biological process: protein folding. The coding region runs from base 82 to 1344 and encodes 420 amino acids. Gene Ontology annotation, molecular function: calcium ion binding. Gene Ontology annotation, cellular component: endoplasmic reticulum membrane; endoplasmic reticulum. The transcript is spliced from 9 exons. Lineage: Eukaryota; Metazoa; Chordata; Actinopteri; Centropomidae.
CCUUCUCUUCCUUUUCCUCAAGGUAUUCAGUAGUCAGCAGGGACACUAUCAGCGUUGGAAAGUAGGUCUGAGCUGGGGAAAAUGCAGGUCUUGGGUGUAAUUUCGGUCAUAUUAGCAGUAUGCUGCGUAAAUGCAACGGUUUACUUUCGGGAGGAGUUUCUGGACGGCGAUGAAUGGAAAAGUCGCUGGGUGAACUCCAAACACAAGUCUGACUAUGGAGAGUGGAAACUGACGGCUGGGAACUUCUAUGGAGAUGCUGAGAAAGACAAAGGUCUCCAGACAAGCCAGGAUGCUCGUUUCUAUGCUACCUCUGCCCGCUUUGAGCCUUUCAGCAACGAGGGCAAGUCUUUGGUCAUUCAGUUUACAGUCAAGCAUGAGCAAAAGAUCGACUGCGGUGGUGGCUAUGUGAAGGUCUUCCCUGCAGAUUUAGAUCAGGCUGACAUGCAUGGAGACUCCUCAUACUACAUCAUGUUUGGUCCUGAUAUCUGUGGCUACAGCACAAAGAAAGUCCACGUUAUCUUCAAUUACAAGGGCAAGAAUCAUCUCAUCAAGAAAGAGAUUAAGUGCAAGGAUGAUGAGCUGUCCCACCUGUACACACUGAUCCUGAACCCAGAUCAGACCUAUGAGGUGAAGAUUGACAAUGAGAAGGUAGAAUCUGGCAGUCUGGAGGACGACUGGGACUUCCUGCCUCCCAAGAAAAUUAAGGACCCCGAAGCUAAGAAGCCAGAGGACUGGGAUGAUCGUGCCAAGAUUGACGACGCUGAUGACACCAAGCCUGAGGACUGGGACAAACCUGAAAAUAUUCCAGACCCUGAUGCUAAAAAGCCUGAAGACUGGGAUGAGGAUAUGGACGGAGAGUGGGAACCACCCAUGAUCCCCAACCCAGAGUACAAGGGAGAAUGGAAACCCAAACAGAUUGACAACCCCAACUACAAAGGACCCUGGGUGCAUCCUGAAAUUGACAAUCCUGAAUACAGUCCUGAUUCAAACAUCUACAAGUUUGACAACAUUGGUAUUUUGGGUCUUGACCUUUGGCAGGUGAAAUCUGGAACCAUCUUUGACAACUUCUUGAUCACAGACGAUGUGAAGGAAGCAGAGGACAUUGCAAAGGAGACAUGGGGCGUGACAAAGGAACCAGAGAGGAAAAUGAAGCAGGAGCAAGACGACCUGAAACGAAAAGAAGAGGAGGAGAAGAACAAAGAACAAGACACUGAAGCUGAUGAUGAUGAAGAUGAAGACGCAGAUGAGGAUGAAGAAGAAGAGGAUGAAGAAACAAAGGAAGACAUAGAGGAGGCACGUUCAGACAUGGAAGAAGAGGAAGCAAAGCCUAAAGAUGAGCUUUAAGGAAGUAUGGCCAGAGAUUUUGUCUGUCCCUCCAUUAGAAACUCUGUCUGGUAUUUCCCAGGGGUAUUGUGGCUGCUGUGCAUCCUUUCCCUGAGAACUGGACACAACAGGGUGGGGUGGGGGUGUCAAAUGUAGUGAAGUGGGGGCAGGUGUUAAUGGAUUUAGUUUCUCUUUCAUUUUGGUCUUGAAGUUUACCCUGUUGCCCCUGAACAGCUGGAUUGAUUGUAAGGUUUUCCACCUCCAAAGUCCAUUCCUCAUUUUGUAAUAACAGGCAAUAAGGAGGCACUGACAUCCACUGUUUUCUUGAUUUUUCUUGAUCUACACGUCUAUUUUAUUUGCAGACUCCCUUGCACAUUUUCUCAUUUGUCAUGUUAUUUUGACAGUUGACCAGAACCUGUGAUAAAAAAUGUCAUAAAUAUGACAAAGUUAGAUCUGCAGAGAAUAAGGAUUAUACAUUCAAAAUACACACAAAAUACAGACAGAAAUCAAGAUGACUGUAAUGUAACUUAUUUUGGUGAUGUCUUUGGCACUGACUUUUUAUUUUCUUUUCCAUGUUCUUUGAGGUAUAAUUGAAUGAAAUCUAAGUGCACAAUGAUGUUGUUUAAAUGGCAUGAAUUCAACACGUCUUCAUGCUAAUGUGAUGGGACCUGCAUUAUAUCCUGAAAGUCUGGUGAAACAGAUGGGGAGCCCCUGGUGUGACUCAUGACAUCACUAAGGUCACAUGUUUAUUUUUAUUGGACAGAAUGUUAUUGAUACCAAAGUUUUUAUUAAAAGAUUAUAACCUUA